Molecule: messenger RNA, 1023 nt
Organism: Eruca vesicaria subsp. sativa (arugula)
Lineage: Eukaryota; Viridiplantae; Streptophyta; Magnoliopsida; Brassicales; Brassicaceae
Source: the annotation of a GenBank genome assembly
AUGGAUUCAAGAUUGACUUCAGCGGCUCAAAUAGGAAGCAUAGACGAUUUGUAUGCUCUAAUCCAUGAGGAUCCUUACAUUCUUGAAACCAUUGAUGUCGUACCAUUCAUAAACACUCCUCUUCAUGUAGCUUCUACUUUUGGAAAUCUUGCUUUUGCCAUGGAGAUGAUGAAUCUUAAGCCAUCAUUUGCUAGAAAACUUAACACUUAUGGGUCAAGUCCACUGCAUCUUGCUAUAGAGGAAGAUCAAAGACGGUUAACUCUGGGGUUACUCAAGCUUGAUCCCGAUCUAGUUCGUCUUCGAGGAAAAGAAGGUACUACGCCGCUUCAUAUGCUUGUAAGAAGAGGAGAACUUGAUCUUAUGACGGAGUUCCUGUUGGCUUGUCCUCGUUGUGUUAAAGAUGUGAACGUGGACGGUGAGACGUCUCUACACAUUGCUGUUAAGCAUGAUAGAUAUGAAGAACUCGAAGUACUUGUGGGGUGGGUGCAGAGAUUGCGUCAAAUAAAUGCCGAAUCGCUAGAGAUGCAAGUUUUUAACAGACGUGAUCACAAUGGUAACACAGCCUUGCACAUAGCAUCAUAUCAAAAUAAAAUCAAGGCAAUUAAGAUUUUGCUAAGUUCUAGAGCGGUUAACGGAAACAUCUAUAACCGGAAUGGUUUAACCGCUCUAGAUAUCUUGCAAAAUCAGAGACAUAACCAUAGGAAUCGAGAAAUCGAGGAAACUAUUAGAAAAUCAGGAGGUAACAACGCAAACUCUCUUCCAGAGUCAACGAAAUUAUCAGAAAUAUUGAGAACACCUAUACGUUUCAAGGAGCAUUUGUUCACAAAAGCAGCUCGGUAUAGGAAUCAGAUAUCAGAUGGAUCACGUAGUGCACUUCUAGUGAUAGUUGCACUGAUAAUCACAACUACUUAUCAGACAGCUCUUCAACCACCUGGAGGUGUUUACCAAAGCAAUGCUGAUGAAAGAAGUAGUAGUGGUCUGAAGGGUGUUGGUAAAGUUGUGAUGAACCAGAGUUAUUGUUAA